Molecule: messenger RNA, 1546 nt
Organism: Emiliania huxleyi CCMP1516
Lineage: Eukaryota; Haptophyta; Isochrysidales; Noelaerhabdaceae
Exons: 1
Coding region: 188-1534 (448 amino acids)
Source: RefSeq, a predicted model, not a curated record
GGACCGCAAGCCGCUCAAGCUCUCGCUUGUGGGCAAGUGGGCUCCGCGCGAGCACUCAGCCCACGACGCGACCGCCUCCAAGCUCGCGGUACUGCUGUACGGCAGCGCGAACAAGGCGGCGGCGCGGCGCAAGUACCGGAAGCUCGUCUCGGCGCUCAACGCGGCGCUCGGGACGACGGAGGUGCUCAUGGCCGCCAAGCGGUGGGCCGAAAUCCGCUUCGCGCACGUCGCGUCGACGUGCCUGGCGCGCCAUCGCAAGGCGUUCCUCAACGAGCGCCUCCGCGAGGUGCCGUCACGCGCGCAGGCUGAGACGGGCAACCGCCACCCUCGCGACGCGGCUCGCGUGGCGGCGCGCCGCCACCUGCGCGCACAAAUGGCGAGCAAGCGCGGCGUCAAGGGGCGCGCGCUCUCGGGGCCGCACGAGAUCGUCGCGCGCUGCAUGAUCCACAUGGAGCAACAGAUGGUCAUGGCGGCGCUCGGCGACGACAUGGACUACGACAGGCGCGGCCUCAUGUCGGAUGCCGAGGGAGAGCUCGUAGAGGCGCAAUGGGCCGACAUGCGCGACGGCGUGCGCGCGUCGCUGCUCAAGGCGGAGGAGCAGCGCGCGCGCGCGGUGCUUGCCGCCGCGGCGCCGGCGGCGGCGGCCGUCGGUGGCGGCGACCUCGGCGCGCUGCGCUCCACGCUGCGGCGGUGCGGCGUCGACAUGGGCAAGGUGGUGGCGCUCGUCGACGUGAGCGGCUCGAUGACCGGAGCUCCGAUGGAGGCGGCGAUCGGGCUGGGCAUCCUCACGAGCGAGCUGGCGGCGCCCGCCUUCCGCGAUCGGGUGCUCACCUUCGAGGCGAAGCCUCGGUGGGUCGACCUGAGCGGGUGCGGCUCGCUGCGGUCCAAGGUCGAGGCGUUGGCCGCGGCGCCUUGGGGCGGGUCGACGGACUUCGCCGCGGCGUGCGAGCACAUCCUCGCGGCAGUGCAAGCGGCACGGCUGUCGGCGGACGAGAUCCCCGACCUGCUCGUGCUGAGCGACAUGGCCUUCGACGAGGCGCACGGCGAGGGCCAUGUCGCGUCGUGGGCGACGCACCACGAGCGGCUGCAGCGACGCUUCGCCAAGGUGGGCGUCGCCGUUUGUGGACAGCCAUACCCGCCGCCGCGGAUCCUGUACUGGAACCUGCGCGCGGCGGGCGCAGGCUUCGCGGCGGCGGCGGACGCGCCGGGCACACAGCUGCUCUCGGGCUUCUCCCCCGCGAUGAUCAAGCUCGUACUCGCCGGUCACGAGCUGGUGCUCGAGGAGGAGACGCUCGUCACCGCCGAAAGGCGCGGCGGGCCGACGCCGCUGCAGACGCUGCGCGCCGCGCUCGACGACGCCGCCUUCCACCCGGUGCGCAGCGCGCUGAGCGCGCUGCCCAUUGGGCCGUUGGCGGCGUACCGCUGGCCGCCGGCGGAGGGAGGGCGCGAGCCCGAGGAGGAGGCGGCGGAGGAGGAGGACGGCUUCGAGCUCGUGGGCGCCGAGGAGUGUGUGCGGGUAAAGUCCUGUGAAUAAUAGGCUGUGAAU